Molecule: messenger RNA, 651 nt
Organism: Dioscorea cayenensis subsp. rotundata (Guinea yam)
Lineage: Eukaryota; Viridiplantae; Streptophyta; Magnoliopsida; Dioscoreales; Dioscoreaceae
Exons: 6
Coding region: 37-651 (204 amino acids)
Molecular function (GO): protein-disulfide reductase activity
Source: RefSeq, a predicted model, not a curated record
AAGGAGAAGCCGAGAAAGCUCGCAUUUUUAUCGCCAAUGGCUUCCAGACUUGCUCUCCUUCGCCUUCCUCUCUGUUCUCCAUUCCAUGCUUCCUCCUCUUCGAUUGCCCCACCAGUUCUCGGGAUUCUUCCUUCCGUUGCUCGUCAUCCGCCUCGUGCUUUCAGCUUUCGGGUUUGCAGUGUACAUUCAGAGACCAAGGUGGAACCCUUGAUUGAAUCAAAAGAUGAAUUCCAUUCUUAUGAAACAUGGAAGAUCAAAAUGCUUUAUGAUGGGGAAUGCCCACUCUGUAUGCGCGAGGUAAACAUGCUUAAAGAGAGGAAUAAAGCAUAUGGGGCUAUCAAGUUUGUUGACAUAAGCUCAAAUGAUUACUCUCCAAAGGAGAAUCGGGGCCUUGACUAUGAAACUGUUAUGGGAAGAAUUCAUGCAAUCCUCGCGGAUGGAACUGUGGUUAGAGAUGUUGAAGCAUUUAGGAGAUUGUACGAGGAAGUUGGCCUUGGAUGGGUGUAUGUUGUUACAAAAUAUGAGCCUUUUAUCCACUUUUUCAGCCUAAGACAAGAUCAAGCAGGUGCAAAUGUAGAGGCCAUCAACCCGAUCAACGAAACAUAUGGUUGCCAAAAUUGGGGAACUGCACCGAAUCAAUCAAGACCCUAA